AUGAAGUGGCUCGAUGAGAUGGAAAUUGUUGUGGAUAUCAGCAGCUGUGCUGAUAAAGACAUUGUCAAAUUUGUGUCUCAAUCUUUCAAGGUCGAUGCCCUAACAUGGUGGAAGGCCAUGAUUCAAUCAACAGGGAAAGUGUCCCUGUAUAAUAUGAAGUGGUCAAAGUUUGUGGACCUGAUCAAAGAAACUUACUACCCUCCUCAUGAGGUUGAGAAAGUGGAGUCUUAUUUUCUGACUCUCACUAUGAAGAACAUGGACUGUCGGAAAUAUGUGUCAGGCUACAACUCUUUGUCCAGAUUGGUUCCAUAUCUAAUUACUCCUGAAGUAAAGCGCAUUGCGCGAUUUAUUGGUGGACUAGCACCAGAGAUUAAAGGCAUGGUUAAAUCCUCUAAACCCAUAACUUUCAGAUCUGAUGUCGAUCUGUCUCUUUCACUGACUCAGGAUGAGGUGAGAUUGAGAUCCGUCAAGACUGAGACUGACGGAAAGAGGAAGCGUGAUGAUAAUCGCUUCCAGAAUUCGAAGAAAGGAAAAUUUGGGUUCGAUAAGAAUCAACAGAGGGACUUAAAGAAUGUUGUUUGCUAUGGAUGUGGUGAGAAGAGCCACACAAAGACUAAUUGUUCUAAGCGUGCUGCUGAGGGGAAUCCUAAGCCUGGGGAGGCGAAGAAGCCUAUUGCUAGAGCCUUUCAGUUAACUGCAAGAGAAGUAGUUAAAGAUGCGAAUAUCAUUACGGGUACGUUUCUCGUUGUUGAUCAGGUCUUUUGUCCGAAACAAGAUAUCGUUUACGAUUGA
Molecule: messenger RNA, 792 nt
Organism: Helianthus annuus (common sunflower)
Lineage: Eukaryota; Viridiplantae; Streptophyta; Magnoliopsida; Asterales; Asteraceae
Exons: 3
Coding region: 1-792 (263 amino acids)
Molecular function (GO): nucleic acid binding; zinc ion binding
Source: RefSeq, a predicted model, not a curated record